Telopea speciosissima is the source of this 643-nucleotide messenger RNA. RefSeq lists its product as uncharacterized. Lineage: Eukaryota; Viridiplantae; Streptophyta; Magnoliopsida; Proteales; Proteaceae. Gene Ontology annotation, cellular component: 90S preribosome; nucleolus; preribosome, small subunit precursor. Gene Ontology annotation, biological process: maturation of SSU-rRNA from tricistronic rRNA transcript (SSU-rRNA, 5.8S rRNA, LSU-rRNA). The record is from RefSeq and is a predicted model, not a curated record.
GAUGAUAUUUAAUUUUAUUUUGUGCGAGUUAUCAUUAAUUUGUUAUAUUUUGAAAUUUUGAUUGAAUUAUAAUAUUUCCCCCUUAAAUUUGGAUAUGCAGUUUCAGUAUCUACAAGGAAUUGCUAGAAAUGGGAUUGACUGGCUUGAGGCCAGAUUCUGCAAACAAGGAAUCUUCCAAACAUUGUGAUCGCAAAUUUCAAAGGAAACUGCAGUUCUAUACUAAGGUUAGAGAUACCGUUGCUACCUUAAGUGCAAAGAAAGCCAUUAGCAAGAAGAAAAGAUUGAGAACCCGGCAGAAGAAGUUGAAAGCAUAUGAUCUUUCAUCCUUUUCAGAGUUCCUUCCCGAGUUGAAGGCAGGGAGGCAACACCCUCCGGCUAUCAACUUGAAGCUGAAUGCGAAAUCUAGGCAGAAGCUGGUGGAGAAGGAAGGAAACCAGUUGUUGAAAGUCCUUAAUAAUCCUGCUUUCCAGUCAGAUCCAUUGUCUGCCAUUCAUCUACAUCUACAAAAUACACAACCUGUUCAAGUCAGUAAGCCGGUGAAAAGCCCAGGCAGAACUGGAAGAAGAAAGAAGAAGAAACAGUCAAAGGCUACUUCUGGAGCUCAGUCUAUGGAUAUCUAAGAUAAGAACUUAUGUGGGGGAAA